AACAAUCGUCAACAUUGGAAAAAUUGUUGUAUAUCCUAAUCUAUGCGUCAAUAAUUGCAUAAAAAAAUGAAGGAGAAGUAAUCACUAAAACAUUAUCUAGGGUUAAGUUAUGAACAUUUCUUUUGGUAAAAUUGUAGAAAACAAGGGAAGAAAUUGAAAAGAAAAAUGAAUAAAGAACUUUGAUUUAUAUGAAAUUGCGACACACCAAUUACACAUCCAAACUUAAAUAGUUUUGGUUAGUUUUGGUUAAGUAGUUGGAAGCAAUCAAAUUUGGCCCCCACUGCGUUUUAAAAAUAGUAAUUUUGGUUGUCAUUAUGAGACAGGGGACUUAACUAUAAAUAGAAGAGUAAGAAAGGAUGUGGAAAUAACGUUUUUUGACUGGAAUAAUGGCACUCUUGGGAGCCCAAUUAGUUACUACUCUUGUGGUAAUAAGCAUAAUUCAAAAAAUAGGGCCUCACUUUUCUUUGGGAAGAUGGUUAUUAUGUUCUACAGGCUUGAUCCGCUACUUAUAUCCAACCGAUGCAGAGUUGCGGCAAUUGGCUAAUAUCCCUAAAGAAAAAAAUAAAAACAGAAAAGGGGGAAAAAUUGUCCAAAAUGGAAAAGCUCCUGAAACUUUUCAUAUUGAUCGAUCAAUAAAUGUGCAGCUAGAAACUGCGAAAGUAUCACAUCUAGAUGUUAUUCAUUUGCGUUAUUACAGUGAAUACCAAUGGUUGGUCGACUUUGCAUUAUAUGCUGCCAUGGUUUAUUUGAUUACUGAGGUAUAUCAGAUUUGGCUUACCAUAAAGGAUGAAAUCAAUUUAAGUAUGAUAUGGUGUUUGUUAGUAAUUCUCUUUGCAAAAAAAUUGUUAGCAGGUCUUACAAUCCAGUACUUUAAAGGUGAAGAAUCUGUGGGAGAAAGGUCCACUUGUAUUGUGAUGGGAUUUAUAUAUUUACUCAUCUCAAUGAUAACCUUAAUAAUUGAUGAAAAUAUUUUGGAAUUUGGCUUAGAGGAAGCAUAUACCUCUUUUAACAGGACGGCUUCUCUGUUUUUAGACAAACAGGAUUUGAGUUCUUCUGGCCCUGCUUCAAAGAUAUUUAUCAAAUUUUGUCUUGCCUUAUGGUGCGGAAUGCUAGGAGCCCUAUUCACAUUUCCAGGAUUAAGGAUAGCUAAGAUGCAUUGGGACUUGCUAAAAUAUUUUAGAGAAAAUCGAUUAAAACAAAUUUUAUUGAAUGUUAGCUUUGCACUGCCGUUUCUUCUGGUUGUCCUUUGGAUUAAGCCUGUUACGAAGGAUUACUUGACGGUGAGAGUAUUUUCCGGGAGAGGUGCUCCUUUAAUGACUGAACAAAGUUUUGAGGUAGCCAGAUUGGUAGCCAUAGUAUUUACUAUGUGUUUGAAAAUCGCUCUGAUGCCUUGGUAUCUUCAAGCAUAUUUAGAUAUGGCUUAUCGCAGAACUGAGGAGCAGAAGAAAGAGGCUGGAAGGAUUACUAACAUAGAAUUUCAAAAAAAAAUUGCAGCUGUAUUUUACUACUUAUGCGUGGUGACUUUACAAUACAUCGCGCCUAUUAUUAUAUGCUUGUUCUUGACACUUAUGUACAAAACACUCAGUGAAUACCAGUGGAACUGGUUAUACAGUGGUGUUUCUGGUCUUGAGAUAUUGGACCAAAAUAAUUCAGCUUCUUCUAAGUUGAAUAUAGAUCCUUUCCAUUUGGCGGAUAACAGCGGCACAAUCUCAGAAUCCGUUGAGGUCUUCCAUCUCAAAUUAGAAAGUUUAAAAGCAAUAUUUACAGCAAGCAUUUUCAAAGGUCUUUUGGGAUUUGCAACUUGGUGGUGUUGUUUUUUGUAUUUUGCAACAACUUCUGUAGGACUGAUUUACCAAUCUUAUUUUUCUAUUGUUUAAUAUUAAAGUUUGUUUGAAACUUUCUUUGAUUUUUUGAUUAGGCAUGUAGUUAACCACAUAUUGUGCUUACAAAAUAUAAUAUAUUUGCAGGUUGCGCAGUAUGUAAUUAUAUUUAUUAACUUAUCUACCUCAACCUGCCCAAAACAACACAGUACAAUACAGACAUUUGCGCAUAGUGGAAAACUUCAAUCAUGCUUCUAUUCAUGCCAUUUAUUACUUUGCGUUAGGUGUGUGAUGUUAAUAGUUAUGGUUAAGGAAAGCCUAUUUUAGGAGUGGAAAAAAAUACAAAAACUUAAAUUGAUUUAAAAUCAGAAUACCUCACAGACAUCAAGUUAUAGUAUCCAAAUAUGUUGCGGUUGAUUUGAAUUAAAAUUUGAAAUGUUAUUUUUAGUACAAAAAAAGUACGGCUAUGCUAUCAUUUUUUUCCGCAAUUCUUUCUGGAAGUUAAAAAUAUACAUUCAAAGAAACGGUUUCCCUUCAUUAUUAUUACAGUCUACGUAACAUCCUGUUUCACGCAACAAAAAACGUGCCAUGUUCUUUUGUUUUUCUAAAUUCGGUUAUAAUUAGUAGGGAAUACUUCAGAAAAAUUUGAACGGGCAGGAAAUAUUUUAUACCUAUUGUAGGACAACGACAUGAAACAUUUAUCCUUUUUAUUUUUUAAAUACAAUAUUGGAUAGUUUAGUUCGGAUUCUUAAAAAUUCUCCAUUUUUAUAGAAGAUUAUGGAAACAUCUACGAUCUACGAGACAAUUAACCAACCAGAAUAUCCAGGAAAGCACGUCUAAAUUUAAAAGUUGCCGCCAAAACUGCUUUCAUGAGAAUUUUCAAACGAUUUUAGACGAAAUAUUGAUAUUUUAUUCACUCUUUAGCAAAUCAAUAGCAAAAAUUAUUAAUUUUCAGCAGCACACAUUUAGAAAAAAAAAUGAAUGAAAUAUUUCUUUUACGGAGCGAAUAAGAAGAGGCAUGAAUUUGAUUUUAUGACGUGCGUUAUUGGUUGACGUUUAGAAGUUUCUGGAAGCUUGGUUUGACCUCCGUAUAAAAUCGGCCAUUUCCGAAAUUUUUCACGAUUUGUUCAUUGCAGUUGUUGUAGGUUACAACUAAUUUUUAAGUUCGUAUUUAAAGUUGUGUGUUCAAUCGAAAAAGUAAUAAAAUAAG
This is a messenger RNA of Cylas formicarius (sweet potato weevil), 3030 nucleotides long. RefSeq names its product transmembrane protein 161B (gene emei). Lineage: Eukaryota; Metazoa; Arthropoda; Insecta; Coleoptera; Brentidae. The coding region runs from base 387 to 1877 and encodes 496 amino acids. The record is from RefSeq and is a predicted model, not a curated record. The transcript has 9 exons.